GUUUAUAACCCCCCCCGCGCACCCCCAACCAAGGCCCACAAGAACACAUCCCCGAUUCCCUACAAUCGCCCCGAUCCCCCUCUGUUCUGCCUGCCUGUCAGUCCCUAGAAACAAAGCAGCGACAUACAUCCUACAUACCUUAGCAUCAUCAACCGACAGCUACCUCUUCCUCAUCAUCAUCAGCAAUGCUUCUCUCACCUUCAUCCCCCGUCGAGCGCCGCGCCGCUGUGGCAACUGGUGUCUCGUCCGUCUCGACCACGCAGACAUCCCCGAAUUUGCAGCCGUCGCUUCGUUCCCCCGAUGGCACGUUGCGGCUGCGCGGAGGGCCGAUCGAGGAUCGCCGUGUACGAUGGGAUCAAGACGUCGUGGACAACGAAGGCAUGGGAAAGAAAUCAUCAAAAGUCUGCUGCAUCUACGCACGCCCCCGAGCCUACGACGAGAGCUCGAGCGAAGAGGACUCCAGCAGCGACGAGAGCAGUAGCGACGAGAGCGACGACAGUGCAAAUCACAAUCAUCACAACCACAACCACAGUCGUUGCGGCGGACGCGGACACGGCCACAAGAAAGCCAGUGUUCGACGCAAGAACGCCUACGAGAAGAUGCCAAAACCUAGUUCCGGCCUGAAGAGGCAGACAUAGUCGGACGGGAAGAUUCGAUGGGAUCUGGUGAUCCGGGUUAAGACU
Messenger RNA from Tricharina praecox, 683 nucleotides. Its product is annotated as phosphatase inhibitor-domain-containing protein. Gene Ontology annotation, cellular component: nucleus. The record is from RefSeq and is a predicted model, not a curated record. The transcript has 2 exons. The coding region runs from base 186 to 638 and encodes 150 amino acids. Lineage: Eukaryota; Fungi; Ascomycota; Pezizomycetes; Pezizales; Pyronemataceae. Gene Ontology annotation, molecular function: protein serine/threonine phosphatase inhibitor activity; protein phosphatase 1 binding.